Molecule: messenger RNA, 1187 nt
Organism: Gracilinanus agilis (Agile Gracile Mouse Opossum)
Lineage: Eukaryota; Metazoa; Chordata; Mammalia; Didelphimorphia; Didelphidae
Product: protein mono-ADP-ribosyltransferase TIPARP-like
Exons: 2
Coding region: 305-1015 (236 amino acids)
Molecular function (GO): NAD+ poly-ADP-ribosyltransferase activity
Source: RefSeq, a predicted model, not a curated record
CUUCCUAGCCGUGUGACCCUGGGCAAGUCACUUGACCCACCUUGCCCAGCCCUUACCACUCUUCUUGGAACCGAAACAUAGUAUUGACUUUUAAGGCCGAAGGUAAGGGCUUUAAAAAGGAAGAAGAAGAAAUAUCCACGCUUUGCAGAUUUCAAGCUGGCACACAAUUACUGAGUUUAAGCAGCACAUUUUUUGUUUGAUAAAACGUUAGCUGUAACAACCCAAACGAGAGCUCCAAACUCAUUGCCUUCAAAGUGUGGUAAACGCAGCUUUUCCUUUGUCCCACAUCAGGACCCUCGGCGGUAUGCCUCUGUCACCUCUUCCUGCAGCUGAAGCCGCCUCGUCCCAAGUCCUCUGUCCAUCUGUAGUUACCUCGGCCAACUUUUAUCCAGAAACCUGGAUUGCUAUGGAUCCAUCUCAGGACUUCAUCCAAGUGCCUGUUUCCAAGGAGGACAAAAGCUACCGAACCAUUUAUAAUCUCUUUCAUAAGACUGUGCCUGAGAUUAAAUAUAGAAUCUUGAAAAUACUGAGAGUGCAGAACCAGUUUCUUUGGGAAAAAUAUAAAAGGAAAAAGGAGUACAUGUCCAAGAAAGCCAACGAUAUCAGCAGAAUCAUGAACGAGCGGCACCUCUUCCACGGCACCUCCCAAGACGUGGUGGACGGGAUCUGCAAGCACAACUUUGACCCGCGCGUGUGUGGCAAACACGCCACCAUGUUCGGACAAGGCAGUUACUUCGCGAGGAAGGCGAGCUAUUCCCACAGCUUUUCCAAGAGGUCCCCCAAAGGGGUGCAUUUUAUGUUUCUGGCCAAAGUGCUGACUGGAAGAUACACAGUAGGCAACCACAAUAUGAGAAGACCCCCUCCGGUGAACCCCGACAGCAUAACCAGUGACCUGUAUGACUCAUGCGUGGAUAAUUACUUCGAGCCUCAGAUUUUUGUCAUUUUUAACGAUGACCAGAGCUACCCAUAUUUUGUUAUCCAGUAUGAAGAAGUCAGUAACACCGUCACCAUUUGAAAUUCCUCCAUGCCGCUAACUUAUUUGAAAUAAGUCCUGUCCAGCGUUUGUAGCCAGUUUCCGGGGUAGGAGGGGAAGCAGUCUGGGAAGGGAGCGCUAAAAAGAAGGCAUUGGCCAGAGCUUUGCAUGAUGCCAUUUCUCUUUUUUGUCUUUUUUCCUUCUUUGUUUUUCU